Messenger RNA from Mandrillus leucophaeus (drill), 2531 nucleotides. It is a transcript of the gene CEP89, whose product is annotated as centrosomal protein 89kDa. Gene Ontology annotation, biological process: cilium assembly; chemical synaptic transmission; mitochondrion organization. Gene Ontology annotation, cellular component: centriole; ciliary transition fiber. The transcript has 18 exons. The record is from RefSeq and is a predicted model, not a curated record. The coding region runs from base 157 to 2394 and encodes 745 amino acids. Lineage: Eukaryota; Metazoa; Chordata; Mammalia; Primates; Cercopithecidae.
GAGCUGAGCCAAUGGCCGACGUGGUUGCUGCAAAGUCCAUUGCGAAGAGAAAGCUUGAGGGGCUGGGCCUGCGGCGGGCUUUAGGGAGUGGUCCCUGGCUGUGGAGAGAUCUGCUGAUGAGUCCAGCCCCCGGCCCGGUCUCCUGGAGCUGCAAGGAUGCUCCUGGGGUUUCGGAGAGGCCGCAGGGGCCAGUUCAAACACAUCAUCCAUGGCCUUUUACCUGCAGCCAGCAUUGCUCCGAAGGCAGCAGUGCCACGUACACCUCCUCCCCGCAGCCCCAACCCAUCUCCAGAGAGACCAAGAUCUGCUCUGGCAGCAGCCAUUCUGGCGACAACAUUGACUGGGCGGACGGUUGCCAUUCCUCAGCCUUGCCGGAGAUCCCGGUCUGAGAGUGACGUGAGCAGUGUUGAACAGGACAGCUUCAUCGAGCCCUAUGCCACUACCUCAGAGCUGAGGCUUCGUCCAAAUUGGCAGAGUGAGAUGGGAAGAAGAUCUUCUUUGCCAUCCUUUGAAACACUGGGCUAUGGGGAAGAAGAGGACAUUGAAACUCAGCUGUCAUCCAGCUGCAAGGAACUGGGGGAUGUCAGUGCCCAGGAGGACAAAGGAGGCCACGGUGAUGACCUGUACGCUGUGCCACACAGAAAUCAGGUGCCAUUGUUACAUGAGGUGGACAGUGAAGAUGAUGAAAAUAUUUCUGAUCAAGAUGAGUUUCCAGGCUCCCCUCCUAUACCACAGCGGAUGCAACAAAAAGAUGGUAAAUACUCUGUUCUGAAUUUAAAGGAUGAAAAACCUCCAUUACGUGAGAAACCUCCACCCUCCCCAGAUAUAACUGGUAGAGCACGUCAAAGAUAUACAGAAAUAACCAGAGAAAAGUUUGAGGCAUUAAAAGAAGAAAAUAUGCACCUAAACAAUACGAAUCAAAGCCUUACCCUUAAACUAAACACAGUGAAACAAGCAAUGAAAGAACUACAGUUAAAACUUAAAGGAAUGGAAAAAGAGAAGAGAAAACUCAAAGAGGCUGAGAAGGCAUCGUCACAGGAAGUUGCUGCACCUGAAUUACUUUAUCUGCGAAAACAAGCUCAAGAACUGGUGGAUGAAAAUGAUGGAUUGAAAAUGACUGUCCAUCGUUUGAAUGUAGAACUCAGUCGAUAUCAGACAAAAUUCAGGCAUUUGUCCAAGGAAGAGAGCUUAAAUAUUGAAGGCCUCCCAUCCAAGGGCCCUAUACCACCCUGGUUGUUGGAUAUAAAAUACCUGUCACCAUUGUUGCUGGCUUAUGAAGAUAUAAUGAAAGAGAAGGACGAGCUCAAUGCCACCCUCAAGGAGGAAAUGAGAAUGUUUAGGAUGCGAGUCCAAGAAGUGGUGAAAGAAAAUGAAGAAUUGCACCAAGAGUUAAAUAAGAGUAGUGCUGUUACCAGUGAGGAAUGGCGUCAGCUUCAGACUCAAGCAAAACUGGUUUUAGAGGAAAACAAGUUGUUGCUGGAGCAGCUGGAGAUUCAGCAAAGGAAAGCCAAGGACAGCCACCAGGAGCACCUCCAAGAAGUUUCUAAGCUGACUAAACAACUAAUGCUCCUGGAGACGAAAACCCAGGGCCAGGAAAAGGAACUGGUGGAGAACAGGGAACAGCUGGAGAUUUUACGUGCCAAAUGCCGAGAACUCAAAACACACUCGGAUGGCAAAAUCGCAAUGGAAGUUCAUAAAUCAAUUGUAAAUGAAUUAAAAAGCCAGUUACAGAAGGAAGAAGAGAAAGAAAGGGCUGAGAUGGAGGAGUUGAUGGAGAAGCUGACAGUCCUGCAAGCGCAGAAGAAGAGCCUGCUGUUAGAGAAGAACAGCUUGACAGAGCAGAACAAAGCACUGGAAGCCGAACUUGAACGAGCACGGAAAAUCAAUAGGUUUGCAAAAUGUUUAGAAAGUGAGAAGGAUGGCGUGCUCAACAAAGUCAUCAAAAGCCACAUUCGCCUGGGAAAGCUGGAGGAAAAAGUCAAGGGCUACAAGAAGCAGGCCGCACUGAAGCUGGGGGACAUCAGUCACCGUCUGCUGGAGCAGCAGGAGGACUUCGCCGGCAAGACAGCCCAGUACCGGCAGGAGAUGCGGCACCUGCACCAGGUGCUGAAGGACAAGCAGGAGGUGCUGGACCAGGCGCUGCAGCAGAACAGAGAAAUGGAAGGUGAACUUGAAGUUAUUUGGGAAUCUGCCUUCAGGGAAAACCGAAGAAUCCGAGAACUUCUCCAGGACACACUCGCGAGGACAGGCGUGCGGGACACCCCCAGAGCUCUGGUGGCCCCCAGCCUCAAUGGCGUCUCUCAGGCAGACCUGCUGGAUGGCUGUGAUGCCCGCUCCUGUGACCUGAAGACUCCUGCCCCCACCUGCCAGAGUCUGCGGGAGCCGGUGGUGUAGGCUCCUCUGGCCUGAAAGGUCUGCCUCACACAGGCCUUCCCUGGAGGGCAGCCCACGGUGGCAGCCAGAGGUGCGUAAGCCCACUGAGCGCUGCGGGGCAGGGAGGAAAUAAAUGGUCUCAUAGUUUAAUCCACUGA